GAUAAAUAAGGUAACCAGCCAAAGCUCCAUGUGAUGUAUAUUGUUUUGGGAUUGUAUUUAACUGUUUUUCGGUUAACAUGACAAUCGGAUAAAAUUUGAGCAGGUAACCUUUGUUUAUUGAGCCAAUUUUUUUCCCGCUUAAGCAAAUUUUGUGCUUUAGCAGCUCUAUGAAAUAAGCAAACAAACCAACCUGAAUCUCCAGUCUAAGCAUGUUCUAAGGUUUGUCAAGAAAUGCAGUAGAAGUGUAGCCUAACAAUAUGAGGGGAAUUGUGUGACUGCUUAUCUCUGAACAACAAAGGAGUGGAUUUACUCAGCCAUUGGAUUAUUUGUCAAACAGUUGACCGCUGUUGACUCUGUCAACAGUGAACUGACAGUGGGGACAGAUAAUGCCAUUUUGAUGGCAUGUACUUGGCAAAUCCCGGUGAGAGCUGUACAGAGGCUCACUUGAAUAUGAGUGGUAGCCAAAGUCAGUUUUGACAGAUAAAUGUAAAUUCUGAAUAAAGAUUAGUUUCCAGUGUAGGGGAGCUGUUUUUUGUAGGGGGAGUGCAUCCUGGAGAUUGAUCUCAAAGGUCUGAAGGCCAGUUUCUUCCUUUAGUUGACAGUCCAACAACACUUUAUUAUUAAUUUGUCAAAAUCCAUCCUGGAGAAAAAUCUGACAUUUCUAAAAGCAGUUUAUUGGGGCACCAGCACAUAAUAUGCCAGCAUGCAAGGGAACCAGCGCAGGGACCACCGAUUGAGAUUCAGAUCCACAUGUGACCCACUCUGUGAAAAUGAGUCCUAUAUGACUCCAGAGCCACUUUUGACUUGAAGGCCUUCAAAAGAAUCUGGCACAGUGUAUUAGCAACAGGAAUCCUCAACAUUUUAACAUCGAUGCAAUGCCCAUUUUCAUUAUACCAAACUGAGUGACAAAUCAACAGAAAGAGCUCAAAUUCCUCAACCCAAUACAAAGUAAAACUCAAAAGUAGCUCCGGAGGCUGGUGACUUAAUUUUACCGAGCGGGUCACAUAUAAGAGACACAGUAUGUGUCCCAGCGCUCACACAAAAGCUUUUUCACUUUCUCUUUUUCUUUUUUUUGUUAAACUGGUUGUGCCUUCAUUGUGCAUUUUUCAGAAUUUUAAAAGAAGUCUUUGUUGAUACCGGCAGGUUUCUUUGCAGUCUUAUUUGGAGAGGAUAUGACAAUAAAAUUUGGAUGAUUUUCUUAACCACCCCGAAAGUAAAUUAGUGGCAUGAGAUUGAACUGAGCUCCCAAUUGGGGAGUUUCUGAUCAUAUGUGCCAAAGAUUUGCAUACAAUUAGAUUUUGCUGGGCAUAAGAAGGGAAUUUCCCAGUCUGGAACCUCUUACAGGUCAUUCAGCUCACGUGAAACGGUAUCGGCAAGGCACAUAGAAGUACAAGUACAUGACUUGGGACCACCCAAGACUAGCUUCAGAAACUCUAACCAUAUGUCUCAAAUACCUUCUUGUCCGGGCCAAGUUCUUAAAUGUAGUGGACCGAAUUUCAGCCAGACAUCUUCAGUGGUUCUCCUGAACAUUUCAGCCGCUCAAAGUCUUGGUGCCAGACCCCCUUUUAUGCAUCUUGUAAUGUAGCUUUAGCGUUUUCUGCAAAAGACAUACAGUUGAUGCUGGUAUUGAAAUGGAAUGAAUCCCACAACGGUUAUCGUCAACUGUGUGUCUAAAGCCCAAGGUUGUCUAGAUUCUGCACUCGCGUGAAGGCAUCAUGGCGGCCAUGUUUCAGUGGACGAUCAGGGCUGCCUUUGUCAGACUGUCACGUCGGGGGAACAAGCCUGGCUUGGCUCGGUGCCUGUCAACAACGCUGCCGGCCCAGCAAGACUUUGGCAGCUUGCCCAGCCUGGAUAACCCCAGGGUACUUAUUACAGGAGCCCUAGGCCAGCUUGGGCAGGGUCUAGCAAAAAUGCUACGCAACAAGUACGGCCGUGACAAUGUCAUCAUGACAGACAUAAUCAAACCGCCCAAGCACAUUCUCCAGAGCGGUCCCUACUACUUUGCCGAUGUUCUGGACUUCAAGAAUGUACAGGAGCUGAUCGUUAACGAGCGGAUUGACUGGUUGGUUCACUUCAGUGCCCUGCUCAGCGCCGUCGGAGAAGAGGAUGUUCCUUUGGCAAUCAAGGUCAACAUACAAGGUCUCCACAACGUGAUGGAGCUGGCAAAGAUGUACCAGCUGCGGAUCUUCUGCCCAAGCACCAUCGGAGCCUUUGGGCCGGAAUCACCCCGCAAUCCAACGCCUGACGUGACCAUCCAGCGGCCACGGACAAUAUACGGGGUGUCCAAAGUCCAUGCAGAGCUUCUUGGAGAGUAUUACCACCACCGAUUUGGAGUCGACUUCCGUUCACUGAGGCUUCCUGGUGUCAUAUCGGGAGAUACGACACCUGGCGGGGGGACAACAGAUUAUGCGGUGCAAAUCUUUGACGAGGCCCUGACGUCAGGCCUCUUCACCUGCUACUUGAAGCCCGACACCAUGCUGCCAAUGAUCUACAUCGAUGACUGUCUGCGGGCCGUGGUGGAGAUGCUGGAGGUCCCCGAGGAGAAGCUGAGUCGCAGGACGUACAACAUCGCAGCCGUCAGCUUCACACCGCAGGAGCUGGCCGACGAGAUCAAGAAGGUGGUCCCCCGGCUGGAUGUCGACUAUAAACCAGACUCGCGACAAGACAUUGCCGAUUCCUGGCCGCAGAGGUUCGAAGAUUCGGGAGCGCGGACAGACUGGGGCUGGACCCACCACUACGACCUGACCGCACUGGUUAAUGUCAUGCUGGCGGUCGUGGGUGAACGGCUGGGAGUUACGACAGGCAGCGAGGCGACAGCAAAGGAAACAGUGUAGAACUUUGGAUGCAGCUGUAUCUUGUAUACAGAUCUUUUCUGCGAUAACAGUCAUUUCUAUUCCGCACUUGGAUUAAACAGGGUUUCCACACCGUUUUUUUUUUUGGGCAAGUCUCUGAAAGUUGCAUGAACUGGUGGAAGAUCAUUUUUACAAUUAAAUUGGGUGACUGCACGGAUUAGGUUAACUAAUAAGGAAAUUUGAUAGGUUGAUUUGUCAUACCUCUGACUUGGAUUCUGUUUCUUUAUUGGCCCAUAAUGAUCACAUGACAAGGCGACAUAACUACAUGUCACACUCCCAUCUCGUCAGCAAGCAUUAUAUGAUAUCACACGCAUGCAGUGUGCAGGAUGAUACAGGGACAGCUGAUCGCUACUGUUCAAAGACCCCUUUGUCGCCAUUAAUUUCCCUUAGGAAAACAAG
This is a messenger RNA of Acanthaster planci (crown-of-thorns starfish), 3251 nucleotides long. Its product is annotated as L-threonine 3-dehydrogenase, mitochondrial-like. NCBI's taxonomy places the organism in Eukaryota, Metazoa, Echinodermata, Asteroidea, Valvatida, Acanthasteridae. The record is from RefSeq and is a predicted model, not a curated record. Gene Ontology annotation, biological process: L-threonine catabolic process. Gene Ontology annotation, molecular function: L-threonine 3-dehydrogenase activity.